This is a messenger RNA of Lytechinus variegatus (green sea urchin), 5274 nucleotides long. RefSeq lists its product as uncharacterized. Gene Ontology annotation, biological process: proteolysis; negative regulation of inflammatory response. Lineage: Eukaryota; Metazoa; Echinodermata; Echinoidea; Temnopleuroida; Toxopneustidae. The record is from RefSeq and is a predicted model, not a curated record. Gene Ontology annotation, molecular function: peptidase inhibitor activity; serine-type endopeptidase activity; protein binding. Gene Ontology annotation, cellular component: extracellular region. The transcript is spliced from 13 exons. The coding region runs from base 146 to 4948 and encodes 1600 amino acids.
GAAGAAUAUCAGUAGAUCGUCUGCUGGGAGCUGGGACAACUGGCAGUUUUUAUUUUCCACAAUAAUUAGAGGAGAGUCCAAUUAUAAAGGGUUAUAUGGUUUUCUUUCGUCUAAUCUUUAUUCAGGGAAACACUUAAGACCAAUCAUGGCGGGUCUUUCAUGGACACAACUGGUUUUUAUUUCGGCCAUGGUUGCAUGCCUGUCUUCGGCCAACGCAGCCAAAAUAAUGGACGAUGAUUUUUGGACUAAUUUUAUGUUCAUGUAUCAAAAUCAAACAACUUGCGGUCAUGGCAGGAUGCCGGCAGAGCCCACGGAACCCGCUGAGAUGGAGGGUGACGGCGAGAUGACGAUGACGACGAUGAUGGGGGCCAAGAACGCAAUGGAAGGCGAGUUCCCAUGGCAGGCUGCUAUCUUCCAUCAAUCGUACAAGGUCUGUGGUGCAGCUCUCAUCCACGAGGAGUGGCUCAUAACAUCCGCAAGCUGUCUCCCCUUCCUCCACGACACGAAGUCGUACAAGGUUGUCGUCGGGACGACAUCUGUGCUCAAGAGUGACACGAUGGUUGAGGACAACCCCAAUAUGCAAUACAGCACGGUGGAAGAGUUCUACGUGCAUCCCCACUACGAUGCAAGGCAAUGGGCUCACGAUGUCGCUCUCGUCAAGGUAGAGAAGGCCUUCGAACUCAAUGACUACGUCAAUGUCGUCUGCCUCCCGAUGCCAACGAUGCAAGGCCACUUCCAUGGUGGUUUGAAGGCGACGGUGGCCGCCUUUGGGACCCCUAUGAUGAAGAUGGAGCCUAAAUGCCCGGUUGUGGAAGAGGGCGCUUUUGGAGCCUGUGCCGAAUUAUGCAUGUCAGAUGAUAACUGCGCAGAAAAUGAAAAAUGUUGCAGCAACGGUUGUGGCCGUCAGUGCGUACAGUUGCCAGCGCCACCAACGAUGAUGCCCGAUAUGGAAGAGCUAGGCAUCAAGCCUGGUGUUCUCCACAAGUUCAAACUGCCACUCCUAAACAUAUCUACGUGUAGGAGCAAGUUUAGGGACAACCUCCCUGACGGGCUCUUCUGCGCCGGCGGGAUGAUGGGGGGCAUGAAGCAGGAUGACAUGAUGCCGAUGGGAGGUUUGGAUAAGAAGAUGGAAGGAGGCCUCUUGCCUUUCCUCAAGAAGAUGAUGAUGAUGGUGAAGAUGAAAGAAGGAGAAAUGGAAGGAGAGGACAUGAUGGGAGAGGAAGGGAUGAUGAGGAUGAUGGAGAUGAUGGAGCAAAUGAAGGAGGAUGGGGAGUUCAACUUCAACAUUCUCCCCGUCAUGGCGCAUCUUUUGGAUCUCGUUGACGGGAAGAAGGGCGCGGUCGGACGCAACGGGAUGCGGGAGCCCGGAGCCUGGUCGCUAGGAUACGAGGAUCUCAUGAAGGGGAAGAUGAUGGAAGGAGAAGAGAUGGACGAGGAGCCGGAAGAGGAAGAGGAGGAGCAAGAUAGAGAGAGGGAAGGCACAGACGGUGAAAUGAUGAUGGGAGAGAAGGAUAUGGAGAUGGAAAAGAUGAUGAAGAUGAUGAUGGAAUCUGGGAUGGACAAGGAGGAGAUAAUGAAGAUGAUGAUGAUGAAACAAUGCAAGGGUGACAAGGGUGGUCCGUUGGUUGCCCAAGUCAAUGGCAAGUGGUACCUACUUGGAGUGACCAGCCUUCCCUUCGGAUGCCUUCACGAUGGCUCACCCGGCCUUUUCUCCCAAGUGGACGUCCUCAAGAAAUGGAUCAAGCCAAUCUUCAACGGCAAGAUGCCCAAAGGAAAGAAAAUGUUUUGUGGAGCUGGCGAGUUCUCUUGUGGUGACGGCUGGUGUAUCCCGGAGGAGCAUCGAUGUGACGGCCUCAAGGACUGUACUCUCGGAACGGACGAACACUUCUGCGACGGCGCUCUGAAGGGAUACAACCCCUACUUCCACCAGGCCAUCGAACACGAGUCAAUGGCCCACAACUUCACGGUCAGGUCCAAGGCCCAGUGCGCUCUGGCCUGCCUCAAGGCACCAUUCCUCUGUCCUGGCUUCGAUGUCUGGGUCAUGCCAAAGGGAAUGAUGAUGCCGGACAUGCCGAGCAUGGGCGAUUCGAUGCCGGGGAUGAUGGGCGAGGACGAAGGGAUGGAGAUGGACGGUCACGAUGGUGACAUGCCGAAGCCGCACAUGAUCUGCGUCCUUGCCGAUACGAUGUCCAAGGUCCACCACGUCAACGCGUCGCUGGGCAUGUUGAUGAAGAAGAUGUCGAUGUCGGAUGAUAUGGGUGACGAUAUGGAAGACGAACUCAAGUUCCAUGUUCACUUCAAGCUACCUCGCUCGGCACCGAUAACAGCUCUGUUGUCACCCGCCCUGAACCUGCGGUCCAAGACGGGAUUGAUCGUCUCGCCUUCCUUCAUCCUCGGCGAGAACCUGUCCAAGCACAUCGGGGAUCCUCACCUCGUCCUGACGUUGGUCAAGAAAGCCUUGAUCGAGAAGCUGGUGAUGCUGGCCCACAAGGGAUGCGUCAUGCACCACGAGCAGUGGCCGAAGAUAGAGGAGAAGAAGAUGAUGCUGAAGCACCUGGGAAUGGUUGCCAAGGAGAUGGGGCAUAAGAUGAUGAUGAUGCAUGCCAGGAUGACCCCGACGGGUGGGGAGAUGGACGAAGAGAUGCAGAUGGAGAUGAUGAACGCCGUGUUGGAGAUGAAGAAGAACAUGACCUGGGUGAAGGAGCACGCGUACGAGCUGCACAAGAAUGUUUCGAAGCUGCUCUGGGAGGUCAACAUGUCAUGCGACAUCCACAACAUCUCUAGCCACGUCCACGAGAUGCUCCAAAAAGUUCUUUCCAACUUCUCCUGCGGCAUGGAUGAUGGUAUGGGCGAGGGCAUGGAUAUGAUGAAUGGCACAAGCAUGUUCGAGAUGCUGAUGAAGAAGGUUGGACUGUAUAACAUGUACCACGUGAAUAUGAUGAUGAUGAAGAUGAAGAUGGGAGGGAACAUGACGAUGGGCGGAGACAUGGGGAUGGGCGGAGACAUGGGAAUGGGCGGAGGCAUGGGAAUGGGUAUCUUGAGCCACCUGGAAGGAAUGAUGAUGGACAGCGGAAGUUUGCUUGGUGACAUCUGGAGUAUCCUCGGCAACCACGACAUGAUGUCGAUGAUGAUGACGGAGAUGAUGAUGCCUUCUGAUGAGGAAACGAUGCCGCCCGAUGAGGGUAUGAUGCCAGAAGACGAGGGCAUGAUGGAGGAAGGAGAAGACAUGAUGCCGGAGGGCGGAAAAUAUAUGAAGAUGAACAUUACUGUAAUGAAACACAAGCUGGUGAUGAAGAUUAAAACAAUCGCCGCCAUAAUGAUGAUGGGGAAAUGCAACAAGACAGGCUAUUCUGAGAAGAUGGGUAUGGGGGAUAUGAUGCAUAUGAUGAUGGGCGGUGGUAUGGGAGGAGACAUGAUGGGCGGCGACAUGAUGGGCGGCGACAUGAUGGGCGGAGACAUGAUGGGCGGAGACAUGAUGGGCGGAGACAUGAUGAGCGGCGACAUGAUGAUGGGCGGGAACAUGACGAUGAAAAACUGGACUAAGGAGCACCAUAUGAUGUUCAAGUUCAUCAUGAUGUUGAAGUCCUGGCCAAUGGGUCAUCACACCUGGUCUAUCCUGCAAUCUCCUCAUCGCGCCAACAACUUCCACUUCCGGGCCUUGACCUCUAAGGGUCCCUACACCUGCGACAACGUGCCCCGUGACUUCGGGCUCCUCGCUGUCAAAGGGGGGAAACUUCCGGUGCCGGCUCUGAUCUUGGGCGAGAUCAUGAGGAAAAAGGCCGUGAUGAUGAUGAAGGCUGGUGACGGAGAGAUUCCGGACGAGAUGAAGAUGAUGAUGAAGAAGGGCAUCAUGCAUUUCAUGAUGUCGAUGAUUCCACCAGAGAUGAUGAUGACGAUGAUGAUGGAAGGAGGGAUGAUGGAGGAGAUGGAGGGCAUGAUGGAAAACGCCAUGGGCAUGGUGUUUGAAAUGAUGAUGGGCGGGGAGAACAUGAUGGACGGGGAUAUGAUGAUGGGCGAAGACAUGAUGAUGGGCGGAGACAUGCCAAUGGGUGGAGACAUGCCAGUGGGCGGAGACGGAAUGCCGAGAGAAGGGGACAUGGAAAAGGAGAUCUCGGAGGAAAUGAAGGAAAAACUUCACGAGAUGUUCGAAAAGCUCUACGAAAAGAUUAUGAUGAAGGAAGGACAGGGAAUAGCCAGAUGUCUUGGAAAACUCUACAAGAAUCCAGGUAUCUGGGUUGCAGGAUCGCACGCUCUCGUCAAACAGUAUUCUAACAAGCCUUACAAGCACGGCGUCGUCAUGGAGUAUAAAGCAGAUUACUCAUGCGACGAGACUCACACAUCGCCCGCCGGGAUUCUGACGUCACCAAUGUUCCCUCUGAAGUACCCGAGCAACGUAGAAUGCAACCAGAAGAUUGUGGCGCCUCCAGGUUACGUGGUCGCUCUCGUUAUGCUCCGCUUCAAGACCCAGUGGGAUGCCCAUUGCAUGCAAGAUAAACUGUCGGUCUACGACUACGAUGGCGAAUCAGACGAGUGGUCUAAGCUGGGUCAAAGGUCAUUCUGUGGUUCCAAGGUGCCUCUUGUCUUCCGGUCAAGCGGUCGUAAGAUGCAUGUCAAGUUUGAAUCUGAUCACGGCAUAGAGGAUACCGGGUUCAAGGCCGUGUACAUGUUCGUCCCAGAACACAAGAUGGAUAGGAUGCCAAUGCCCAUGCCGAUGCCUACCGACCCCUCGGAUAGGCCUACCAGCGACGGUCGCGAAAGACUAGAUAGCGAGAUGGUUUGGCGCAUGAUGGCACUCGCUGACGAAGCCGAGACUUACAAGAUUGCCAUGAUCGCCGUCGCCUGUGUCCUCGGCGCCGUUCUGAUCAUCAGCAUGGUCGUUAUGUACCAUCAUUUCAACCGCAAGAUCAAGAAGACUUCGGAGAAGGACCAGUUGAACACUAAAUUGUAGAUCGUAAUUGGUUCAUUGAUAGAACAAAUUGCAAUAAAUCAUUGUGACAUAGUACAUAGUAUUUGUGGUAUAGCGUAAUGGCAUUUUUUAAAACUUAUUUUGUUUCUUCAAGGCUACAAAAAGCUCGUACAGUCAGAAAUCGUAUCCUGUAACGCAGCCACAUCCUUAACCAAUGACGCCCCAGCAUGGCGGGAUUUCUGUUCAUGAACCUCGUAUUCAUUAGAACACUAUGCAAGUAUUCGUUAAAAAAUAGAUGACUUGUGCACAGUCAAAUUCUACAGAAUACUAAUAGUAUAUCAUUACAUAACUCGAAAUAUAUUCAUCAA